UGAAUGUGAUCGUUAUAGACCUAUUAUUACGUUGUAGUUGACAGACAACAACUCGGCCAAGAAACAUGUCAUCGUUUGCUCCCACGUCCACGUCGUCUGCUGGAAAUAAAAAUGCACAGUUUGCACAGUACGAUGCACCUGACGCAGUUUAUUUCCCAGGCAUACCAGCAAUUCCGUUUAAACCUGAUGCUGGACCAAACGAAACAAUGGUUUACAAAACAUAUAAUCCAAAACAGGUUGUUAAUGGAAGAAGUAUGGAAGACUGGUUGAGAUAUUCUGUAUGUUUCUGGCACACAUUCCGUGGAACAGGUGCUGACCCUUUUGGUUUCCCCACAUUAAUACGACCAUGGGAUGAUGGAAGUGACAGUUUAGCUAAUGCCAAACGACGUAUGAGAGCUGGUUUUGAAUUCUUUUCUAAAUUGGGGGUAAAAUACUGGGCCUUCCACGACAGAGAUAUAGCCCCAGAAGGUGCCGAUUUGGCAGAAUCCAACAAAAAUCUCGACGUUCUUGUUGAUUUAGCCGAAGAACUCCAAAAGAAGACUGGAGUCAAGUUGCUUUGGGCGACAUGUAACCUUUUUGCUCACCCAAGGUAUAUGAAUGGAGCCAGUACUAACCCCGAUGCCCAUGUUUUGGCUUACGGUGCCGCUCAAGUGAAGAAGGGUUUGGAAGUAGCUAAAAGACUGGGUGCUGAAAACUUCGUAUUUUGGGGAGGUCGCGAAGGAUACCAUUCCCUCCUCAAUACUAAUGUAAGACGAGAAUUGGAUCACAUGGCAGCAUUUUUUAAAAUGGCUGUAGCGUAUAAGAAAAAGAUAGGCUUUACUGGAACUUUAUUGAUUGAACCAAAACCAAAAGAACCAACCAGACAUCAGUAUGAUUAUGAUGCAAUGACUGUGAUCGCCUUUCUUAAGAAUUAUGGUUUAGACACAGAAUUUAAGUUAAACAUUGAACCCAAUCACACAACAUUGGCUGGACAUUGUUAUGAACAUGACGUCACUGUUGCUGCUGCAUAUGGACUAUUAGGGUCUAUAGACUCGAACACGGGAUCUCCAGAUUUAGGUUGGGAUACUGACCAAUUCCCUAUGGAUAUUAAAAAUACCACAGCUGUAAUGAAGGUUGUUUUAGAACAAGGUGGUAUACAACCAGGUGGUUUAAACUUUGAUUGUAAAGUAAGAAGAGAAUCUAUUGAACUUAUGGACAUGUUUAUAGCUCAUAUUGGUGCCAUGGACGCCUUUGCAAGAGGAUUAUUAUGUGCUGCUAAAAUAUUAGCCGAAGGUGUCAUCAGUAAACAAGUAGCUGAACGUUAUUCAAGUUUUGAUAGUGGUAUUGGUGCUCGAGUUGAAAAGGGAGAAGCCACAUUUGAAGAACUCGAAAAAUUUGUAUUGGAAAAUGGAGAACCAAAGAGAAUUUCUGGUCGACAAGAACAUUAUGAAUCAAUGAUUAACUAUUACGUUUAAUUUUUAAACUGAUCAAACUUCUGAUUUAAAUGAUCAUAAUAUCAAGAGUUCUUCGCUGGUAACUGGUUUAAUAAAAAAAAUGAUUGCUUUGUGUAUAAA
This is a messenger RNA of Patella vulgata (common limpet), 1553 nucleotides long. Its product is annotated as xylose isomerase. The record is from RefSeq and is a predicted model, not a curated record. Bases 66 to 1454 code for a protein of 462 amino acids. Gene Ontology annotation, biological process: carbohydrate metabolic process. The transcript has 15 exons. Gene Ontology annotation, molecular function: xylose isomerase activity. Lineage: Eukaryota; Metazoa; Mollusca; Gastropoda; Patellidae.